UUAAGAAACUCUUUCAAAAUCAUUGUUUUUAGCUAAAAUGGCAUCUCAAGAAGAAGAAAUAAAAACAGCAAUAAAAGAUUCGCAAUCUGAAAUGGGCAAAGCAGUUAUAGGAGAAAGCGUGUCAGUGAAAGAUUUUACAAAGAAAGGUUUCUCUGAAAUUGUGGAAGCCACAAAAUGUAUUAACUCGUAUCCUCAAGGGGCUUCACGGGAUCUUUAUUGUGCUUAUCCCACUUUUGGUAGAAUUAUAGAUGAACAGUCGCAUCGUAUACUUGGUUUAAUAUCACAUGUUUUUAAAUGGCAAAACAUUCGUGGCAAUAUACAACGACGUCAACCGGACGACCAAUUUGAUAUGUUGUUAGAAUGUAAUGACGCUAUUUUUGAUAGGCUACAAUCGAAUUUAGAUGAAUUGGCGGGCAUAAAAAAGAACCCACAAACUGUGGUAGUGGAAUCGCGCAUUAAUAAUAUAACUCCAGUAAAGACAACAACAUGCAAAGGGGCAUGGAAUCUAAAAACCAAUGAUAUAAGGCCAUUGAUGUCAGCGCGUCUAAUUACGGCGAAAAAUAUUCCUCGGCCACAGGUGAAGUUUCAAAUUCCUGUAGAUAAUAAAGCAGACAAACCUUUCAUGCCCAGGAUAAAGGAUAAGCCGAACUCGUUAAAACCAUUAGCCAUAUUGCCCGAGUAUGAUGAAUCCGGGGACGUUGUCUGCUACUUGCAUCCUUACGAAUUUGAGCUAAUGAAGUUCGAAGUUCCGAGUGGACAGCUAAAGGCGAAGGAGUCUUGUCAAGUACCAAAAGACAUGAAAGACACCGAGUUAGUAUAUGUGGACACAGCGGAAAAGUUAAAAAAUGCCCUGCAAGAAUUAAGUCAGGCGAAUGAGUUGGCUGUCGAUGUCGAGCACCACAAUUAUCGUUCGUUCCUAGGUUUCACUUGUUUGGUGCAAAUCUCUACUAAAUUAAAGGAUUAUAUAUUUGAUGCCUUAGAACUAAGAGAUGAUAUGCAUAUUCUUAACGAAGUGUUAACUAAUCCAAAAAUAGUGAAAAUCUUCCAUGGUGCUGAUUUGGACAUAGAAUGGUUGCAGCGCGAUUUGUCCUUAUACAUAGUGAACAUGUUUGACACACAUCAAGCGGCGAAAGCGUUGAAUUAUGCACGGUUGUCGUUGGCUUUUUUAUUAAAAAUUUAUUGCGAUAUUGAAAUAGACAAGACAUUUCAAUUAGCCGAUUGGCGCAUACGCCCUUUGCCUGAUGAAUUAAUCGCUUACGCUCGACAAGAUACGCACUUCCUGAUUUAUGUGUAUGAACGGCUCACGAAUGAUUUAUUGAAGGCUGGUAACGAACAGCCUCAACUCUUGCGCGGCGUUUAUCAGCGCAGUACGGAAUUGUGUAAGAAACGUUACGUUAAGCCCGUCAUAACGCUGUCAUCACACCUUGAUAUGUACAGGAAAUCGAAAAAGCUAUUUGAUAAUCGUCAAUUACACGCAUUACGAGAGAUUUUCCAAUGGCGUGACGCAAUAGCUCGUCAGGAAGACGAAAGUUAUAAUUACGUCCUCCCGAACCACAUGAUGUUGCAAAUUGCAGAGAACUUACCGCGAGAAAUGCAAGGAAUAUUGUCUUGUUGCAAUCCAAUCCCACCGUUGGUUAAGCAGCAUCUAUAUCCAUUACAUCAGAUCAUAUUGAAGGCCAGAGAACAGCCUUUAGUAAAACCGAUAAUGGACACUGAGAUCACUCAUCGGACUGUCUCCAUAAAUGUAAAAGAUUACAAUAGCAAAUUGUAUUGCCCCCAUGAUCUGACGCACUUGGAAGAAAUUCAGGAUUUGCCAACACUGAUUAAUUUUAAAUCAGAUUCUGAGCAGCAAAUUAUCUCCGAUGAUGGAGAUCGGGUGACUCCAGUUCGUUUGAAGAAAGCUACUUUGCGUUUUUAUGAAAAGCCAACCAACUGCGAAGAGGAACGAUUAAUAAUGAAACGCAAGCGAAAGGAAAAAGAUUUGAUUUUGCAACCGUACUAUCGCUAUUUAGCCAUGUUGCCUAUCGUUGAGAAAGAAAAGUUGGACGAGGCUGCUCGCAUUGAAGCCGAAGAAAAAAAAAUUCAGUUAUGUCCGACAACGGUCGUAGAUAAUAGUGUGACUGAGGAAGAAGUAAUUAAGAACGAAGAAGAUGCGUUCCGCAUAUCAGUUAAAGAAAUGCUUAAACGAAAACGUGAGGAAAGCUCUAGUUCAAAAACUGCCGCUUCCGUCCAUUCGAAUGUGAAACGACCAAAAACUGGCCCACGAAACAAUCAGUUCUGUACAGAAAAGCGAUUAAAUGGUAGCGAGGAGGCACUAAAUAGGCCAGUAAAUGGUGACCGAAGUGCAAACGACAACGAUGUUAAUAACGACGACUUGAAUAUUUUGUCUGAAGAGGGACCUAGUUCGUCGCAGUCUCUUGUACAAGAGCAACAAAAAUCGAAUAAAAAAAAAUUAAAAAAUAAACAUAAAAGCAAUAAAUCAGGUCCAUCGUCUAAAAUAUAUCAAAGUUCAAAUAAGCCAAUUCAAAUAGAUUUCGAUUACAAUAAAGUCGAUUUUAACAAGUUUAAAGGCGGCGCGCAAAAAGCAAAACCUACGGAGUUCAAGCAACGAUUUCAUGGGAAGAAUAACGCUAACAAAUCACAAAACAAGAAAUUAAAUAAAUUGUUCACGUUCUCUCAAGGAAAAGUUCACCAUUCGAUCAGCAAGAGCACAUGCAAAAUAUUUAACGCGUAUAAUGAAUGAAUAGUUGCGCUCCUCAAUGCUCCUCACAUUCGAGGAAAUUAACGAAUUGUUUAGUGUUUUUCCUAAAACAAAAAAGUUAUCCGCGAAAACGUUAUAUUAAAAUAUAAAAUAUACAACAAUUGCAAGAAUUAAAA
Molecule: messenger RNA, 2877 nt
Organism: Glossina fuscipes
Lineage: Eukaryota; Metazoa; Arthropoda; Insecta; Diptera; Glossinidae
Gene: Rrp6
Product: exosome component 10
Exons: 6
Coding region: 38-2743 (901 amino acids)
Biological process (GO): exonucleolytic trimming to generate mature 3'-end of 5.8S rRNA from tricistronic rRNA transcript (SSU-rRNA, 5.8S rRNA, LSU-rRNA); nuclear polyadenylation-dependent CUT catabolic process; nuclear polyadenylation-dependent snRNA catabolic process
Cellular component (GO): nucleolus; nuclear exosome (RNase complex)
Molecular function (GO): nucleic acid binding; nucleotide binding; 3'-5'-RNA exonuclease activity
Source: RefSeq, a predicted model, not a curated record